AUGGCCUAUAAAUUCGUAACCCUCACCCCUUCGCAAAUCGACCAACGGCGCCACCAACUCGACCUGGCCGGCUGGCAUGCCUGGCUCAGUCCGGUCAUCUUACUCUUGUCCAUCUACAUCUACCGGCAGAUCCUGUCGCCUUUCAUCAUCGGGCCCCUGGCGGAUUACUCUCGUUAUUCGACCACGACGUCGGGCGGCGGUAGUACUACAUGUAGAUAUUUGGGGAACCUGCUCCACCGAGUAUCAUGGACACUCCAAAGCACGUACAUUCGCGAAUUCGGCCCGCUGUCCGUCCAGAUGGUUGGAGCCAUGUACUUGGCGUGGCUGCUGUAUCUGGUCUUCCGCGACACGGGGGAGGAUUACAUGCAUCUGACCAAGGCGUUCGGGCAUGUCGCCGUCAGCCAGCUGCCCUGGCACUAUUUGCUCAGUGUGAAGUCGGGAUCCGGGGCAGCAGCGAGGAGUAGCUUUCCGGGAGGUUUGGUUGGUCUGGUUGGUGUGGCGACCGGGUUGAGUCACGAGAGGGUCAACGCGUAUCAUCGAUUGCUGGGACGCAUGGUGCAUGGACUGCUGGGCGUGCAUGCGGUCAUGUACAUUCGCUUCUUUGUGGGUAUGGGGGUGAUGGAGAAGAGGAUCCGGGAUCGCGAUGUGAGGCUCGGGUUGGCUGCGUUUUGGACGGUGAAUCUCUUGGGAUUGUUGAGUUUGCCCGUCGUCAGGAGGAGGGUGUAUUAUAGGGGAUUCUAUCGGAGUCAUGUCGUGCUGAGUGCCGUGCUGCCGGUGUUGGUGUACUGGCAUGUCCCGUACAAGAGUGUAAGGUGGUUUGCCGUGCAGGUGGGCGUGAUCUGGCUGGUUGCCGGGUUGAUGAGAUGGAAGGCAAGUGAGACGGCCAUUGUCAGGUGUGAGGAGGUGGAGGGGACGGACGGGCAGUUGGUGAGGGUGAAGCUGGGCGUGAGUAAGGAGAGCGCGCUGGCGAGAGGGAAGCCGGGCCAGCAUGUUUAUGUUCACCGGGGUAGUGGGAGUGGGAGGGCGUUGGAAGUCAAGGCGAAGAAUCCUUUUACAAUUGUGCGUGUAAGGGACGCAGCAGGGGAUGGGAAAGAGGGCAUGGAAGUGCUUCUUGUGGUUAGAAAUCUCGGGGGUCCAGGGACGGAUUGGACCGCGGAGAUGGCGAGAACGGAAGAGACUGCGGAGGUGAGGGUUGAAGGGCCGUACGGUGAAGCUGGUGAGUAUAUGGAGGAUAUGUUGAGUGCGUCCGCGCGUGAGGCAGUAUUGCUUGUUGCUGGUGGCGUGGGUGCGACGUAUACAAUUCCGAUCUACAUGGCGCUCUUUGACUCUGGGCGGCAGAGUGACGGAAAACGGAAGAAGCUCAAGAUGAUAUGGCUGGUGAGAACGCUGGCUGAUGCGGCGUGGGGAAUUGAGAUUCUGCAAAGUCGAAACGGUGAUGUGGAGGUUGAUGUCGCUGUGUUCAUUACAGGCCUCGAUGGCAUGGUACAGGGUGACAGAGAGAAGCUUUCGGCGGCCGCCAUACCUGGGUUGAAGAUUCAUGCGCUUGGAAGGAGGCCAGACAUCAACCCCGUGAUUGACAGCUUCUUUGAGACCAGUGCAGCAUCAGCUGUGAAUGAGUUGCGAAGUGAGAGGCCGACCGGCGCGGCCGACGAGGUCGCAGUCUUCGUCUGCGGGCCACCAUCGCUGUCAAAUGAUGUGAGAAAGGUGGUAGGGAGGCAUGUAAUCGAGAAAGGCAGAAGAGUGAGGUGGAUGGAGGAGGUCUUUGGUUUUGGCGGGAGUUAA
This is a messenger RNA of Exophiala xenobiotica, 1782 nucleotides long. RefSeq lists its product as uncharacterized. Gene Ontology annotation, cellular component: plasma membrane. The transcript has a single exon. Gene Ontology annotation, biological process: iron ion transport; copper ion import; intracellular iron ion homeostasis. The record is from RefSeq and is a predicted model, not a curated record. Bases 1 to 1782 code for a protein of 593 amino acids. Gene Ontology annotation, molecular function: ferric-chelate reductase activity. Lineage: Eukaryota; Fungi; Ascomycota; Eurotiomycetes; Chaetothyriales; Herpotrichiellaceae.